ACCAGCGGUACCGAUAACACAGAUUGUUGACGUGUGCUGCUGCGUGUCAUUUCGCUUUUCACCCCCGCAAGCCGGCGAUUUUCAGGAACGGAUUGGAUUGGACAGCACAGCAUGGCGGAGGAAGUCAUCGGAACCGUUAAGGAGGUGCUGAAGGGCAUCAUCGAGAAUGUGAACGCGCCGAAGAACGAGUCGGCGCCGGGCGAGAAGAAGCCCUCGACUCCGGAGGGCAUGGCGGUGGCCUACAGCAGCCUGGUGGUGAUGGCCAUGCUGCCCAUCAUCUUCGGCUCCAUCCGCUCCGUGAAGCUGCACAAGCUGAAGAAGUCAACGGGCGAGAAGGCGGACACGAUGACCAAGAAAGACGCCAUGUACUUCCCGCUGAUCGCGUCGGCAGCCCUCUUCGGGCUGUACCUGUUCUUCAAGAUCUUCCAGAAGGUGCACAUCAACUACCUGCUCACCGGCUACUUCUUCGUGCUGGGAGUUAUUGCUCUGGCGCACCUGCUCAGUCCGGUGAUCAACUCGCUGAUGCCCGCCGCCGUGCCGAAGGUGCCCUUCCACAUCCUGUUCACUAAGGGGGAGGGCAAGCACAAGGAAGACAUCGUUAACUACAAGUUCUCCACGCACGACAUUGUCUGCCUGGUGAUCUCCUCGGCGAUCGGAGUGUGGUACCUGCUCAAGAAGCACUGGAUCGCCAACAAUCUGUUCGGUCUGGCCUUCGCCAUCAACGGCGUGGAGAUGCUGCACCUGAACAACUUCGUCACGGGCGUCAUCUUGCUGAGCGGCCUGUUCUUCUACGACAUCUUCUGGGUAUUCGGCACCAACGUGAUGGUCACCGUGGCCAAGAGCUUCGAGGCGCCCAUCAAGCUAGUGUUCCCCCAGGACCUGAUCGAGAACGGCCUGAACGCCUCGAACUUCGCAAUGCUGGGACUAGGCGACAUCGUUAUUCCGGGCAUCUUCAUCGCUCUGCUGCUGCGCUUCGACGACAGCAAGAAGCGCAAGACGCGCAUCUACUUCUACUCCACGCUGAUUGCCUACUUCCUUGGCCUGCUGGCCACCAUCUUCGUGAUGCAUGUGUUCAAGCAUGCGCAGCCGGCUCUGCUCUACCUGGUGCCAGCCUGCAUGGGCACGCCCCUCCUGGUGGCCCUCAUCCGCGGCGAGCUGAAGGUGCUCUUUGCCUAUGAAGAUCAUCCCGAGGAGAAGCCCGAAAAGAAGGAGAAGAAGGAGAAGGACGAGGGCGUCAGCUCGUCCGGCAGCAAAAAGAAGGAGUCGAAAAAGGGCAAGUAGAGCCGGGAGGACGCAACAUCCGAACAACAUCCCCACUCGUUCCAUCGUAAAUGUCUUCUGCAGCUAGCCAAGCUCCCUUUCGUUUCGAUAUGGCUUCUCCAUCUACCGCAGUCCAUAGCUCAUAUGGACUAACACCGCUACAAAAGACGAUUCACUUACUGAGUUAGUUAUGUACGUUCCUUGGCCAGGCACAACAAUCUUAUUUAGUUCGGUUAGGUUACAAUUGUAGAAAAUGUUCCCUCGACUUUUUUACCGCAAUCAAUUUAAAUAUGUAUUUCAAAUAUUUCUGUGGCUCCGCACAGGAGGCUUAUAUGUUUAAGAACAGUUUAGAUACAAAUAUAUUCCAAUUUUUGUAAACAGUGCAAUUUUGACUACGAAUUCUACAUUGCAUUUCUUAAAACUAAUGCAGUAAUUUGUGUAAACAGUAAUGCGAAUAAAUUUUAAUUCUAACGUUU
Molecule: messenger RNA, 1736 nt
Organism: Drosophila melanogaster (fruit fly)
Lineage: Eukaryota; Metazoa; Arthropoda; Insecta; Diptera; Drosophilidae
Gene: Spp
Product: signal peptide peptidase
Exons: 3
Coding region: 112-1281 (389 amino acids)
Cellular component (GO): membrane; endoplasmic reticulum membrane
Molecular function (GO): aspartic endopeptidase activity, intramembrane cleaving
Source: RefSeq, marked reviewed